This is a messenger RNA of Dibothriocephalus latus, 477 nucleotides long. NCBI's taxonomy places the organism in Eukaryota, Metazoa, Platyhelminthes, Cestoda, Diphyllobothriidea, Diphyllobothriidae. The record is from the annotation of a GenBank genome assembly.
AUGAUUGGAGAGUUCGAAGGUCGCCAGACUCCGCGCUUCUACUAUAAUACUACCGGUUUCUCACCGGCAGCGCGGUCUCCACAACCACCUUCGGGAGUUUACGGACGAUGGGUGCGGCAGGAGGCGGGUUCCGGGGUGCGCCCUAGUCCCACCGGUGCAGCGCAGAUGGACGAUGAAUACGUUCCAGUGGUUGCGCCACCUGAGAUGCCGACGAGUCAACCCUCACAAGAGGACUACCUGGAACCCAGAGUGCCUGAUUAUUCUGCCCUCCCAAAUAACGCCUCCUCGGCUAACCGACCUAUGUUGGCCCCUAUGAGAAGUGACGCUGCGCGGCCUGCCGCCGCUGGCUUUCCUGUCCUUGACAGUGUGACAAAUCCCCAAUACUACACUGAAAGCACCGACCUGAUGCUGGGUCAAGACUACCUUCAACCAUCAAUACCAGGUUCAAAAAGCCCCGACGAGAACGCGCGCACAUGA